Molecule: messenger RNA, 879 nt
Organism: Glarea lozoyensis ATCC 20868
Lineage: Eukaryota; Fungi; Ascomycota; Leotiomycetes; Helotiales; Helotiaceae
Exons: 1
Coding region: 1-879 (292 amino acids)
Biological process (GO): spindle assembly
Cellular component (GO): HAUS complex; cytosol
Source: RefSeq, a predicted model, not a curated record
AUGGCACACCUCUCAAUCUCCCCCUCCGCAAUCUUCUCCCCUACCGUAGCACGCCAACAACAAGCGACCGCCAAAGACUGGAACUACAUCGACUCGUGGCUCUUCCAGAAAUACAACAACAAAACGCCUCCCGCAUUCGAACGCAACGCCGAAACCCUCAAGACCCUCCUCGCUCUCGCAUCCCUCAACGAGUCAGCCGACGAAGAGCGCGAACUACUCACACGGAUGGAAGCCAAGACCCUCUCCGACCUCCACACCGCCGAAGCCAGCAACCCGAAUAAAGAGCUCCUGGCCUCCCUCGAAGAAGCCCUCACGACCGACGGCAAAACAAGUCUCGAGGCCCUCGCAAACCUCAGCGUGGUCCUCGAUGAACCACUCCCCGACACUAGGACGCUAGCCCAGAAAAUCGUAGAACUACAUAUCGCAUCCGCGGACCUGGCGCAGACCACCGAGCGUGUAACGAUCAUGCAGACGCAACUCGCGAACGAACUCAGCAGACUGAACAACCUAGUCGCCGACCUACGCAGUGCGGUUUUCCUGCCUCCCAGCGAGCUCCCGCAGACGACGCAGGAUUUCCAGCGGAGAGUGAGGAAUCUGGCGGCGCAGAUACCGGCGAUGAGGGAGAGGGUUGCGGCGAGGGGGGAGGUGGUUACGUUUGAGGAGGUGCAGAGGGAGGAGGAACGGUAUAGAGCGUUGAAGGUUACGGUCAGCGAGUUGGAGAGACAGGUUAAAGGCUUUCAUGGAUUGCCGCAGGAUACGGAUUUGGCGCGGUUGGAGCUGGAAGGGGUGAGGGUUGAAUUGAGAGAUUUGGCGGGGCAGAGGGAUAGUAUGUUUGAGGGGCUUGUGGAGAGGGAGACGCCGAGGAAACCGAGACGUUAG